AUGAUUCAAGUUCAUGGUGUUGGCGAUGGGAAUGCACCCGCAUAUGAUACCGAAAAAGAUGCGGCCUUAGCGGUUGUUGGCGAUGUAGCACAGGAUAUUGAUCCAAUCAUCGCCAAAAGGGUGCUGCGCAAAAUUGAUCUUUAUUUUAUGCCGGCCAUGCUGAUAGGCUACGGUAUUGUCUAUUGGGAUAAGGCCAUUCUAGGCAGUGCAAGUCUCUUUGGAAUGACUACCGAUUUGGCAUUGAAAGUGGUGGACUAUUCAACAUCCCCAGAGACGGUUGAUACUUCACGUCUCAGCUGGGCAACCUCGAUUUUCUAUUUCGGAAUGCUGGUUGGAUUGUAUCCUAUGACACUGAUCUUGCAGAAAUUCAACCUGCGCUAUGUAUUUGGUCCGGUUGUUCUGCUCUGGGCUGUUACUUGUGCAGCAACUGCCGGUGUGACAUCCUGGCGAGGACUCUUCGUCCAGCGAUUCUUCCUUGGUGUCAUUGAAAGUGUCAUUCCCACCGGUUUCAUGACCAUCGUUAGUGGCUACUACACUCAGGAAGAGCAAACUAUGCGACAAGCUUGGUGGUUCUCCGGUGUGGGUUGGUUCACAAUUAUUGGCAGUGCACUAAACUACGGGUUUGGUCAAAUCACUGCGGGAGCUUUAAAGAGCUGGCAGUAUAUCUACAUCUUUGCCGGUGCACUCACAUUUUUGUUCGGACUUUGGUGCUGUGCCAUGCCCAAUUCCCCAGUCACUGCCUGGUUUCUUACUCCUGAAGAACGUCUGGUUGCUGUGGAACGCCUUCGCAAGGGUCAGACAGGAGUUCGAUGCCAGCAGAUUAAAUUGAGCCAGGUCAAAGAAUCCAUCACCGAUCCCAAGAUCUACCUGGUUGCACUGAUGAUGGCAUCUGCGUACACUAUCAAUGGAGCUAUCUCUGGAUUUGGACCCUUGAUCGUUUCAACCUUCGGCUACGACACCCUCGACUCAAUUUUGUUCCAAUUCCCCGUCGGCGGAAUUUGUCUCAUUUUCAUUCCUCUCUGCGGAUAUAUCCCCACUGUCAUCCCCAACACGCGCAUUCCAAUGCUUAUCACAUGCUGUCUCCCUGUCAUCGCCGGCUGUGUCAUGAUCUGGAAGUCCCAAUGGGGACAUCACCCCGCUACCCCAGUCGUUGGAUAUGCACUCACUGGUUUCUUUGGACCGGUUGUCAGCUUAAUUAUUACCAUUGGCGCUAGCAAUGUUGCUGGGGCUACCAAGAAGACCAUCAUGGCCGCUACCACAUUCGUGGCCUACACGGUUGGAAACAUCAUUGGUCCUCAGCUCAUCAAAAGCAACACUAAGGAUCAGCAUUACCCCGAGCUAUGGGAGGGAAUGAUCAUUUGCUACUGCAUCACCAUCGCUGCGGCUGUUGCUUUAUACUACUUGCUGUGGAAGGAAAACAGAGCGCGCGAGAACCUCGAGUUGGACGAAGUUUUACGGGAUAAGAUCGCUUUUGACGAUCUCACGGAUAAGGAAAAUCCGUUCUUUAGAUACGUUCUUUAA
This is a messenger RNA of Penicillium odoratum, 1521 nucleotides long. Its product is annotated as putative MFS transporter. The record is from RefSeq and is a predicted model, not a curated record. Bases 1 to 1521 code for a protein of 506 amino acids. Gene Ontology annotation, molecular function: transmembrane transporter activity. NCBI's taxonomy places the organism in Eukaryota, Fungi, Ascomycota, Eurotiomycetes, Eurotiales, Aspergillaceae. Gene Ontology annotation, cellular component: membrane. Gene Ontology annotation, biological process: transmembrane transport. The transcript has 6 exons.